Molecule: messenger RNA, 2903 nt
Organism: Zootoca vivipara (common lizard)
Lineage: Eukaryota; Metazoa; Chordata; Lepidosauria; Squamata; Lacertidae
Gene: TMEM192
Product: transmembrane protein 192
Cellular component (GO): late endosome; lysosomal membrane
Source: RefSeq, a predicted model, not a curated record
CGCCGCGCGGGAGACUGGCGUGAAGCGCGUAGGGGCCGGAAGCAGCUGCGGAGAAGAUGAUCGGGGCGUCGAGUGGGGCUGGGCGGCAGCAGCAGCAGCAGCCGCGGGAGCUGGAUAACGGAUCUGUUUCAGAGAUAAUGCAGAGCAUGGAUGAUGACCCUUUUCUUGAUGCACCGCUCCUUCCACCUCAUGCAUUGUAUUCCAGGAUAUAUCGAAGGUUCUACACCAUACCUACAGUCUGCAUUGCCAAUAUUUUGCUGCUCACGCAUGUUGCUGUUGUUGUUUUGGCUUUUCUGGCAGGCAUAUUCUGCUCUUACCCUGAUGCAAGUGGAGAUAUGUGUCCUCAGCAUUACACUUAUCCACUUAAAGUGCAAACUGUUAUAGUUACCGCCAAAGUAAUUCUCUGGAUCCUGCAUCUGUUUCUCGAACGGUAUAUUCACUUCCACCAUAGCAAGGUCAGAAGGAAAGGCUACCUCCAGAUCUACAGAGUCACAAGGCAUCUUAAGAGAUUUCCACUCCUAAUUCAGUCUACAGGUAAUAUAGCUUUACUGCUGAUCUUGUCAGCGCAACAUUCCUUUCCUGAUCACAAUAAAAUGUAUCUCUGCUUCAUCCUGGGAAUCUUGAGCGUGGAGCUAUUAUGUUCGUUGAUAUGUGUGGUUGUCUACACAGUAAAGGUAAGCAACUUUAACCGGGCAAAACCAAGACCUGAUGUAAUAGAAGAAGAGCAGAUCUAUGCUUAUCCUAAUCACACUACCUCAGAAGUUGGAUUCAGGGAAGCCUCAAGCUUGGAAGAAGUAGUUGAAAAACAAGGAGAUGCGAUAGAAUACCUUAAACGACACAAUUCUCUACUGAGCCAGAAGUUGCUGGCUUUAACAUCCCAGUAGGGCAGUGGCUAGCAGUGGCCAGGAAACAGUGGCCAGACAGUGUUAAAAAUGGCGGACUAACUUGACUAUUGACUCGUCCUCUGACAGCAGCAAACACAUCACACAGUGACAGGUUUCCAGUCCUGGUUCUGAGCAGCUGUCGGACCUCAUCUGGCUCGGUGCUUAAAGCUGCUUGGUUUUUAAAGGACACUUUUAUUUUUGAGAUCCCCCACCCAAGAGAGCUGGCAUUAACCAGGGGGGAAAAACACCUCAAUCAGUUGUCUGUUUGGUUCUUUCAACUCUCUGAUUUGAAAGUGAUGCAGAUUUCCAAAGAUUUUAGUUGUCGUUUUGAAUGCCAUCUUUUUCCAAACCAGUAUGAAGCAAACUCCUGAGUAUCAAGUAUCAAAAUGUUAAUAUACUUUGGUAAUUGGUAAGGCAAUCAAUUAAGGAUCGUUAGUUUCUAUACUGUGGCUGCAAUGGAUGACCUCACAGCAGCAAAAUCCUGUAGGAAAGGCUGCUGGGUGUCACCACUGACUCCGGGAGACUUUCAGCAAUGUAAGUGCACUCAUAAUGACAAAUAGCAUCGUAAAUUCAGGGACUGAUCCAAAGGGGUAUGGAGACGACCCUUAGACAAGUGGGAAAGAGAAGUGAAGCUAGUCAGUAGCUGGUCCCAAGGCAAUUGUAUAGAUGACAUUUCAAGCAUCACUCCAGACAAGGAUGGCAAGAUCAGGCUGACAGUCUGAGAAGCCAGUUCUUCUGCUUUGUUCACGUGUUGCAUUAUCACAUGUUAUAAAUGCAAGUAUCUUCUUGUCAGCAAAUGGUUGCAUACUGAAAAUAUGUUUUUUCACUGCUGCCAGCUUUUUCUUUUUCUUCUUGCAAACGGGUUAUCCCUUCUGCUUAUGCUUCUCUGCUUGUCUUGUUACCUGGAAAUAAGUGAGAAUAAUUAAGGGGACAGUGCAUGGGCAUAAUGUAAGAACCCGCAUGUUAACAAGCUACAUGUAAAAGUAUUUCAGGGAGAAUUGAGUACUUCUGGCCCUCCUGAUGUUGUUGGACUGCAGCUCCUUCAGCCCCAGCCAUCAUGGCCAACAAUCUCGAGUGAUGGAAGCGUCAGUCCAGCAACAUGCAGGGGAUCACAUAUCCCCCUCCCCUGGCCACCAGGGUGUGUCCUGCUUAAAAAACAGUCCUUAAAUUCUUCUCAUGGAAAACUACUUGCAUAUCUAAUCCUUCAUAUGUGAUAUAUACACAAACAGGAAAACCCUCAAAAAUUUACAUCACGGUGAUUCCCACAUGCUUUAUUGCGCUAAAGUUUAGAAACGGAUAAAAGUAAACUAACAAAAGCAUUUUUCUUACAAUGUUGCCAUGAUUGUUGCUGCAAAUAUUUCACUUUAUAGGAUAGUAUCCAGUGUCUGCUGUCUUUGAAAAUGUCGGCAUUUCCUCCCCUGAAGCCAAGUGGCUCACAGAAGUGUUUAUAGGUUCAACUCUGCUUUGAAUGUCUAAUCUCUGUAUUUGAUUGAACUCUGUAGAUGCUAAUCGUUGGGACGCAUUCCCCCUUUAAGUUCCCCAUCCAGCUACAAACAGCUGUCAUUUGUCUGCUAUGCCACUUUGCUGCCAACAAAGGCUGGGUGGUUGUUUUUUGUGUUUUUUUGUGUAUCUUAGUCAAUAUUUCUGUAGCAAGACAAACACUUAAACAAACAGGAGGAUUUUCCAAACAUGUGCUGCGGUCUAGUUUAGAGAGAACAAAAGCAUACCAUUCUGUCACACUUCAUGCAAACAGACUGUUAAUCCACUGCUCAGUGAGAGAUGUAUAUAGCAUUGUUUAAGGGACAGUAUAGGAAAACUGCAACUGGCUGCUUCUGACACUUAACAUGUUCUUGCCUUGUUAGCUGUGCCUUAAACACAGCUGGGAUUUUAUUAAGAAGUGGAGGAAGAAAUAUGUAUACUUUUCCUUUUUAAAAAGGACACUCAGGUUUUGAUCUGAUUUGUAUGUGACUCAUUCUCUGUUUUGUACUAAAUGUGAAAUAAUAAACGCAACAAACCCUA